AUGUCGCCACGUCAACUACGCAAACGUCAGACAGCAGCGAACGCUUCGGCAAGCCCUCCGGGCAAAAAACGCGCCGGGCAAAAGUCACCAAAGCUGGAAACUUCCGAAAUUGAAGGUGGAUCGGAAUUGAAAUUGGCACUAAACAAACCAGCACCAUAUCACGAUGAGCCAGGUGCCGUAGCGGAGAGGAAUAGAGUUGACUACACGAAAAAGAUUACACUUCAACAGGCUUACGAGAACUCAGGUGAGUAGAGGGAUUUUAAAGAUUAAACUUAAAAAGUACAGUAGAAAUUCUGUAGAACGAACUCUACUAUAAAGAACCUUUGGUAUAACGAACAACUUUUAAUUCCUGAUUAAAACUACACAGUGCAUUUAAAACCCCAGUGUACCGAAACUCCAUUAUAACGAACAAAGUUAACUCCAUUUUUACAAAAAAAAGUGUCCCCGACUACCCUUCAGUGUCUUUGAUACAGAACCUUAAAAUAAAUGAGAUCAGGUUCUCUGAGCUCAUUACAACACUUUUGAAAACUUUGUACUUCCGUUGGUUUAUGUUUUUUAUCGAAUAUUGAUAAAGAAUGUAUUCAACAUGUGGUUGCAAAAAUGUGGCGCCACUUUUUGAUGAAUCACCAAGUUUAAAAAAGGGUUUGAAGGGUCAAAAGAGCGGUCAUCAAUACUUAAAAUAAGAUAAUAUGGAAACAAAAUUUUAUGACAAGAUGCUAUAGCAAUAAAAAAAGAUUAAAGAAAAUAUCGUACUUCUGAUAAUACAGUGGAACUCUUGUAUAGCAAACUCCCCUAUAACAAAAAUCUCAUGUAAAGAACAACUUUUAAGUCAGCGGCUAACUCUAUACAGGGCUUUUAAAACUCCUGUAUACCGAAAGCCGGAGAUUUAAAGUUGUUCGUCAUACAGAGACUUCCUUAUAGAGUAGUUCGUUACACAGGUGUUCCAGUGUGUAUAUUUUAAAUAGUCAAAAAAAGUAACAAAUGAAUGAAUUAUGAUAAAUGAUUUUUUUUAGCCGGUAGACCAGUUCGAGUAUUUGCUGAUGGUAUCUACGAUUUGUUUCACCAUGGUCAUGCCAAUCAGUUGAGACAAGCCAAGAACGCUUUCCCUAACGUAUACCUUAUUGUUGGAGGUAGGUAUCUUAUUUUGUAUACAAUUUGUUGGUUUCAAAGGAGCGAAAGUUUGGAUUUUGCUUUGAAGACAUAACGCUGUUUAGUAUUUUUUAAGUGAUUUACAAGCUUUACUGACCGUAGUGAUAGAAUAAUGGGGUGAAACAAUAUAAUAUAAAAUUUACAGGUUUUAAUGGUCUUAUAAUGAUAGAUCAAUGAGGUAAAACAAUAUAAUAUAGAGUGUACUGAUUUUACUAAUCUUAUAGUGAUGGAAUAAUGAAGUUAAACAAUAUAAUUCUAGUAUGCGGAGACAAAAACACUCACAAAUACAAGGGUCGUACAGUAACAGAAGAGUCGGAACGUUUCGAAGCCGUCCGACAUUGUAGAUAUGUUGAUGAAGUUUACAGAGAUUCACCAUGGUACGUCACUGUGGACUUUUUGAAGGAGCUUAAGGUAAGAACAAUGCAUUUUACAAAUAAAUGGUUUAUAGGAUUUAAUGGUAAUAUUUAGCAAAAAGUGUUUGUGAUGUAAAAAAACUAAAGUCGUAAAAAAAUUACUUCUAAUCAUAGCAAAUAUUAAAAAAAUUAAAAUUUCCAGGUAGACUUUAUUGCUCAUGAUGCCCUGCCUUAUAUUGCACCAGGAGAAGAAGAUUUGUACGAAAAGUUCAGACGAGAAGAGAUGUUUGUAGAAACACAAAGAACCGAAGGAGUAUCCACGUCGGAUGUGGUAUGCCGUAUCAUCCGCGACUACGACAAAUACGUGCGGAGAAACCUGCAGCGAGGUUACUCAGCCAAAGAAUUGAAUGUGGGAUUCUUUUCGGUAGGUUUAUAUCGGUUUAGAUGGAGAUUUGGUGCAAUUUUUUCUGAGGAGACGGUUAAGCUACCUUUCUGUUAAUCUAAAUUAAUAUCUGUUGAUUAAACUCUAAUUUCAGGCCCAACGAUACCAAUUACAGAACCAAGUUGACAGUCUGAAACAAAAAGGUGCUGAGCUUCUGAACAGUUGGAGAACGCGUUCAGAUGAGCUGGUCAGAGGCUUCUUAGACACCUUCCACAAAGAUGGUCAUAUUACCCUAAAUUUGGGAUCAAAACUGAGGGAGUUGGUCAGUAGAUCACCAUCACCAGCGUUGGAGAAUGGCUCAGCGGAUGAGGAGGAAAAUGACACUAAUGACAACAUCAAAGCUUCAAAACAAGUAGUCUAA
Molecule: messenger RNA, 2305 nt
Organism: Bursaphelenchus okinawaensis
Lineage: Eukaryota; Metazoa; Nematoda; Chromadorea; Rhabditida; Aphelenchoididae
Source: the annotation of a GenBank genome assembly